CAGCCCAAUACCCGUCCCAAUCCGCAUCCCGUCGGCCGUCGCCCUCAGAUAAAAAUCUGGCAGAACCCGAGCUGUAGAACCCUAGCCUUGCGGUCGCGGAUCCGUCCUGCAAAAAUCUCCUCCCCCAACUUCUCCGCCGGAUCCCUGAAAGAUUCCCGGAGAUGUCGGACUCCGAGGAGCACCACUUCGAGUCCAAGGCCGACGCCGGCGCCUCCAAGACGUACCCGCAGCAGGCCGGCACCAUCCGCAAGAACGGCUACAUCGUCAUCAAGAACCGUCCCUGCAAGGUUGUUGAGGUCUCCACUUCCAAGACUGGGAAGCAUGGCCAUGCCAAGUGCCACUUUGUUGGAAUUGACAUUUUCACUGGAAAGAAGCUUGAGGAUAUUGUUCCUUCUUCUCACAACUGUGACGUUCCACAUGUUAACCGUGUUGAGUAUCAGCUGAUUGACAUUUCUGAAGAUGGAUUUGUCAGCCUUUUGACUGAGAGUGGCAACACUAAGGAUGACACCAAGCUUCCCAGUGAUGAAGCUCUGCAAGCCCAGAUCAAGAGUGGAUAUGAUGAAGGAAAGGACAUCCUCCUGACCGUGAUGUCUGCCAUGGGCGAGGAACAGAUCUGUGCUGUCAAGGAGAUUGGGGGCAAGAACUAAAGCUGCUGCUUCGCUCCGGCUGUUUGUGGGCAAUACCUGUUGUCUUGUGCUUGGAGUUGACAAGCCAAGUUGAGAUACAUACAUAGGCGUUUAAGUUAUCUGUGGUUUUGGGUUUACCUGGAAUGUGUUGAGAUGGUGCGAGUACUUGUGGUACUUGGUUAUUGAUCUCUGGUAUCUUUUUGAACUGAGUAAUGGUGUAACUCUGGUAGUGCAUCAAUGGGAAUUACAAUAUAUAUUUGUUAAAUUAUUUGAUUUGGCUUUGGCCGCCGUGUU
Molecule: messenger RNA, 920 nt
Organism: Sorghum bicolor (sorghum)
Lineage: Eukaryota; Viridiplantae; Streptophyta; Magnoliopsida; Poales; Poaceae
Product: eukaryotic translation initiation factor 5A-like
Exons: 6
Coding region: 162-647 (161 amino acids)
Biological process (GO): positive regulation of translational termination; positive regulation of translational elongation
Molecular function (GO): translation elongation factor activity; ribosome binding; RNA binding
Source: RefSeq, a predicted model, not a curated record